UUCACCGUGAUGCUGUAGCCCUCGUGUGAUCGAGGGCUUCUUCGGAGCUCAAAAUUGUCCUCGCUGUGUUGGGCAUGGCCAAGUGCUGCGGAGGCCUGACUGCGCUUACCGUGAACCAAAUUAGAGCUGUUUCGGGUUCUUGACCAGACGCCUGAAGAUAUGCAGCUCAGUGUGAAAAUUUACCUGGCGCUUUUGCUGUGCCUACUGCUUUGUGUACCGUUAGAAUCUUCAUUCUUAGGCCUCAAACGAUGGCCUUUCAGGACGCGGAGGAACGACGACCACUGCCAGUUUCUGACGCCUAUGAUUGAGAAGCACGCCGUCCAAUCCGCCAGGGAUGCGAGCUUCGCGAAGAUCUUCAAGAACAGAGCGAACGCCACUGCGUACUCCGGCUUCAUCACCGUCAACAAGAAACAGCAGUCGAACUUGUUCUUCAUCUAUAUGCAGGCUGAGGUUAAUCGCCAACGUGCGCCGCUCAUGAUAUACCUGCAAGGAGGACCAGGCAAGUCGGGCACAUUCGGCCAGUUCCUCGAGGUAGGACCUCUGGGCGUCAACUCGGAGGGUAUCCUCUACCGGAGGUCGCACACCGUCCAGAAGAUGUUCAACGUCAUCUUCCUCGACCAGCCGGCCGGGUCGGGCUUCAGCUCCACCAAGUCGCAGAUGGGCUACGCUCGCAGCAUCGACGACUGCGUGACAGGCAUGAGAGAAUUCCUCAGGCAGUUCUUGGUCUUGUUCCCGGAAAACAGGAACCGUGAACUCUACGUUGCCGGCGAGAGCUACGGAUCUCGCGGAGCAGUAGCCCUGGCUCACAGCUUGAUGACGAAUCCAGAUCGCGGCAUACCGCUCAAGGUGUCUGGUGUGAUCGCCGCGUCCCCAGUGUUCGGCAACGCUCUAGACCUAUUGGACUCCGCCGACACGCUGUACCAGUUCGGCAUGCUCGACUCCAACGGGCGGGACAUGUUCGCCCAGGCUAUGCAUCGCGUCCGCCACUUGUGGGCCAACAACCGCACCACCGCACUGCACAUCCUCAGCCACACAAUAUUCCGACUGCACCCUACGCCGAGUCUCUUCACGAACCUGACCAGUUACAACGACCACGCGAGCCUGCUCAGCGACCAGAGGCCCCGGGAGUUCAUCCACUACAACCGGUACAUGCAGAAGCCGCUGUUAAAGAAAUCUCUGCACCUAUGUUCCCGGGCUAAGGUGGACAGCAGCCGGCUUCUGGUGAUGCUCUACCUCGCCGGUGACUACGACACUGACCUGCGAGAUAAAGUCCAGUAUCUACUCGAUGCCACAAAGAUGCUCGUCUUCACGGGGCAAGUUGACACGGUGUUUCCCGCGAUCAACCAAGAGAAGUACAUGAUGUCGCUCAACUGGACGGGGACGGCAGCAUUCAGAAAAGCAGCGAGGAGACCAUGGUACGUAGACGGGCCUGGUUCGAGACUUACGGGCUACGUGAAGACGACCAAGGACCUCACGUACGUGGUCCUGACUCGCGCGGGACACCACGUACUGGCCGACGCGUCCGAGGCCGUGUAUAACAUAAUCGAGAGCUUCGCGUCCGGCGUCGACAUUUUCAGUGCCAGGAGAAAAGUGUCGGGCGUAAAUUAGCGCUGUUAACAUUGCCACCACUUUUGCGACUAAUAACGCCACUAAGAAUAAGAACCUCAUAAAUAAAGGCCAAUAAAUCCUAUGCAGUAAAACAUUGUUUGUAAGACAUGCUAGGCGAGACAUUCAAGAUGACGAUCAACUCUGUUAUACUCUAGGAAUAUACAGACGACACAAGUGGCUUAAUCGCCAUGAACUAAUGCGUAGUAUACGAGCGGUCAAGCAACGAAAGCUUCUAUGAAGCGACGUUUUUUUUCUGUACUGUAUAAUUUAGACGUUUUAUUUGAGCGCAAUUUGUAACGACGUAGAUGGGCAACACAACAAAUUUUGCUCCUUUUCAAAACCACUGUCGCAUGAACGAACUCCUGCAGGAAUAAAUAAAAAGUGAUAA
Molecule: messenger RNA, 1996 nt
Organism: Rhipicephalus sanguineus (brown dog tick)
Lineage: Eukaryota; Metazoa; Arthropoda; Arachnida; Ixodida; Ixodidae
Product: probable serine carboxypeptidase CPVL
Exons: 5
Coding region: 160-1608 (482 amino acids)
Biological process (GO): proteolysis
Molecular function (GO): serine-type carboxypeptidase activity
Source: RefSeq, a predicted model, not a curated record